AUGGCCGCUAUGUACGCAAAAACGGCGAAAAAUACCCCUUUCCCAAGGAAGCUGAAUUUCUGGUUUUGUCCAAAGUCCGGUGGCGUAGCAUUGUGGGUUGGAUUGAAUUCGAGCCGGUGGGGAUGGACUCUACCCUCGACGUGCUCGGGACCGGUCCUCCCCGCACCCGCGAGACCUCACAGACCACGUUUUAUGUCAACGAAGCCUAUCUUGGUACAGUCAAGGUAA
Pyricularia pennisetigena is the source of this 228-nucleotide messenger RNA. RefSeq lists its product as uncharacterized. The record is from RefSeq and is a predicted model, not a curated record. The coding region runs from base 1 to 228 and encodes 75 amino acids. The transcript has a single exon. NCBI's taxonomy places the organism in Eukaryota, Fungi, Ascomycota, Sordariomycetes, Magnaporthales, Pyriculariaceae.